AAACCACAAAGAAGAGGAAAGUUUUAAUUCUGAGAAACUUCACUGAGGAGCUUUUUUUUUUUUUUAACUUCUAAAAAUAGAGAGGAAAUGAGCCUCUUUGGGUCACUCUAGUUGCCGCCUCCCCCCGCCCCAUGCCUGCCCCCGCUGCCCACUCAAGGCCAGCCUCUCACAGUGGGUGACUGAGCUGUCUUCAGUGGAAGCCCGAGGCAGAUGCCACGCAAUUCUGGAGCUGGAUACGGCUGCCCACACGGGGAUCCCAGCAUGCUGGACAGCAGAGAGACCCCACAGGAGAGCCGGCAGGACAUGACUGUGGGGACCACCCAAGAAAAAUUGAAAACCAGCUCACUGACUGACAGGCAGCCACUCUCCAAAGAGUCCCUGAACCAUGCUCUCAAGCUCUCAGUGCCAGAGAAGGUGAAUAAUGCCCAGUGGGAUGCUCCAGAGGUGGCACUGUGGACGACUCGGGCCGAUGGGCGAGUGCGCCUACGCAUAGACCCCAGCUGCCCACAACUUCCCUACACUGUGCAUCGAAUGUUCUACGAGGCCCUGGACAAGUACGGGGACUUCAGCGCUCUGGGUUUCAAGCGCCAAGACAAGUGGGAGCACAUCUCCUACUCCCAAUACUACCUGCUCGCCCGCAGAGCUGCCAAGGGCUUCCUGAAGCUUGGCCUGGAGCGGGCCCACAGUGUGGCCAUCCUCGGCUUCAACUCCCCGGAGUGGUUCUUCUCAGCAGUGGGCACAGUAUUUGCAGGUGGCAUUGUCACCGGCAUCUACACCACCAGCUCCCCCGAGGCCUGCCAGUACAUCGCUUAUGACUGCUGCGCCAAUGUCAUCGUGGUUGACACGCAGAAGCAGCUGGAAAAGAUCCUGAAGGUCUGGAAACAGUUGCCACAUCUAAAGGCAGUCGUGAUAUAUAAAGAACCUCCUCCAAACAAGAUGGCCAAUGUGUACACGAUGGAGGAAUUCAUGGAGCUAGGGAAUGAAGUGCCCGAGGAAGCCCUGGACGCCAUCAUUGACACCCAGCAGCCCAACCAGUGCUGUGCGCUAGUCUACACUUCCGGCACCACUGGGAACCCCAAGGGUGUGAUGCUGAGUCAAGACAAUAUCACGUGGACAGCACGAUACGGCAGCCAGGCCGGUGACAUCCGGCCGGCAGAGGUCCAGCAGGAGGUGGUAGUCAGCUACCUGCCCCUCAGCCACAUUGCUGCCCAGAUCUACGACCUGUGGACAGGCAUCCAGUGGGGGGCCCAGGUCUGCUUUGCUGAACCCGACGCCCUGAAGGGGAGCCUGGUGAACACGCUGCGGGAGGUGGAGCCCACAUCGCACAUGGGGGUGCCCCGGGUGUGGGAGAAGAUCAUGGAGCGCAUCCAGGAGGUGGCGGCUCAGUCUGGCUUCAUCCGGCGCAAGAUGCUGCUGUGGGCCAUGUCGGUGACCUUGGAGCAGAACCUCACCUGCCCUGGCAGCGACCUGAAGCCCUUCACAACCAGACUGGCAGAUUACCUGGUGCUAGCCAAGGUCCGCCAGGCACUGGGCUUUGCCAAGUGUCAGAAGAACUUCUAUGGAGCAGCCCCCAUGACAGCAGAGACACAGCACUUCUUCCUGGGCCUCAACAUCCGCUUGUAUGCAGGCUACGGCCUCAGUGAGACCUCAGGCCCCCACUUCAUGUCCAGCCCCUGCAACUACCGGCUGUACAGCUCAGGCAAGUUGGUGCCCGGCUGUCGGGUGAAGCUGGUGAACCAAGACACAGAGGGCAUUGGCGAGAUCUGCCUGUGGGGCCGCACCAUCUUCAUGGGCUACCUGAACAUGGAGGACAAGACGUGCGAGGCCAUCGAUGAGGAAGGCUGGCUGCACACGGGCGACGUUGGCCGACUGGAUGCCGAUGGCUUCCUCUACAUCACUGGGCGCCUCAAAGAAUUAAUCAUCACAGCUGGUGGGGAGAAUGUGCCCCCUGUGCCCAUCGAGGAGGCCGUGAAGAUGGAGCUACCCAUCAUUAGCAACGCCAUGCUGAUUGGGGACCAGAGGAAGUUCCUGUCCAUGCUGCUCACCUUGAAGUGCACUCUGGACCCAGACACCUCUGACCCGACUGAUAAUCUGACUGAACAAGCUGUGGAGUUCUGCCAGAGGGUGGGCAGCAGAGCCACCACAGUGUCCGAGAUCGUAGGGAAGGACGAGGCUGUGUACCAGGCCAUCGAAGAGGGGAUCCGGAGAGUCAACAUGAAUGCGGCAGCCCGGCCCUACCACAUCCAGAAGUGGGCCAUUCUCGAGAGAGACUUCUCUAUUUCAGGUGGAGAGUUGGGUCCCACGAUGAAACUGAAACGGCUCACAGUUCUGGAGAAGUACAAAGAUAUCAUUGACUCCUUUUACCAAGAGCAAAAACUGUAGUCAGGGCCCAUGCUUGCAGUUUCUACAGAAUAGAGAGCAGGCGUUCCGAGCCUCUUCCUGAGCCCCAGGUCUCUUCAGUCUGGACACAGGCAUUUCUGGCAAGUCUGUUAGAUCUCCAGGUCAGGGCACAGCACUGGCUCCACAUUUACCAGGUCUUACGCCAACAAUAGCUGACAAUUCCGACAAGCUUCACGUGUGGGUAGUUUUAAUUCAGUUUAAGUAUUGCUUUUUGUUCAGGUGACAAAUGAGGUCAACUCUUCUUCUAGAACGAAAGGGCUGAUAAUUUUUGGCCUUAGUUCCAAGUAGAUUAAAAAGCUGCUAGCUCACAUACAGGACAGCCAGCAGCAGGCUGUGGAGGGUGUGGGAGGGAGAUGGCUGACACUGCUCGUGUGCACUGCAGGAAAAGCAAUCAGUUACAACUUACCUAGCGACCUGAAUUACUCUGGAAUCGCGGUGGGCAUCGCCAACCCUAUUAUUCCAUUACCAGGCACUCCUCUGCCACACACAUGCCAACUGACCUGAUGCUUAAUAAAACUGCUGCUGCUGGUUUGAUUCUAUUUAAUGUAUAAUUUGAAUAUUAAACCUUUUAACAGAACUGUCAA
Molecule: messenger RNA, 2984 nt
Organism: Piliocolobus tephrosceles (Ugandan red Colobus)
Lineage: Eukaryota; Metazoa; Chordata; Mammalia; Primates; Cercopithecidae
Gene: ACSBG1
Product: acyl-CoA synthetase bubblegum family member 1
Exons: 14
Coding region: 211-2382 (723 amino acids)
Cellular component (GO): membrane; endoplasmic reticulum
Molecular function (GO): long-chain fatty acid-CoA ligase activity
Source: RefSeq, a predicted model, not a curated record